Messenger RNA from Nicotiana tabacum (common tobacco), 672 nucleotides. NCBI's taxonomy places the organism in Eukaryota, Viridiplantae, Streptophyta, Magnoliopsida, Solanales, Solanaceae. The record is from RefSeq and is a predicted model, not a curated record.
AUGAAGUAUAACAACCUAGAGGCAAUAUAUGAGAAUUAUGGGGUCUCUGAUCACUCACCCAUACUAUUGAGUACUGAGGUCACAAGAAACUCUUUGCCUAAACCAUUUAGGCUUCUUACUGUGCUUAUGCAUGAGGAUGAAUUCAGCAAGAUGGUUCAAGAGGUGUGGAGCAAAAAAAUCACUGGAUAUGCUAUGUAUUCAGACUGGCAAAAGCUGCAGAUCCUAGGGAGCGAAGCAAAAGGAAUGAAUCAAGCUUUCAACUCAGUGGAUAAAAGACUUGAGAGCCUAAAGGAUCAGGUGCAAAAAGUACAAAAGGAGAUAGAUGAUGACUUAUUCAAUAGCCCAUUGAUCCUGAAGGAGAAAGAGUUAUUACUGCAAAUAGAAAAAUGGGAAGGUAUUCAAGAAAAGGUGUAUAAGCAGAAAUCAAGGGCAAUGUGGAUCUCAGCAGGAGACUCUAAUACAAGGUUUUUCUAUGCUCAUUUAAAAGCAAGGCAGGCUAGGAAUAGAGUCUCUACCAUCUGUAAUGCUCUUGGGCAUAGGCUAACUGACCCCCUAUUGGUAGAACAAGAGUUAAUAUCAUUCUUUGAAGGCUUACUGGGAACAAGGGCUGCUGAAUUACCCUGUCUUGAUGUGAAUAUUGCUAGGAAUGGACCUUGUUUGGAUAGAGAAUAA